ACUCUAAAAGCUUCCUCUAUCAAAAUCUCUACAGAAACGUUAUGUCCAACAGAAGUCCUGAAAGCUUUCUUCUUCAUAAAAAUCUGACAAAAUGGUAAAAAAAUUAAUAAUUUUUUUUUCAAAAUUCGCUCACUCUGACUGGAUCCAUUCUCCAGACUAACCGAAACCAACCAUUUGUUUAUUCUUCGCGGGUAAACUGGAAAAGCCCCACCACGGUUACUACACCACCACCCUCACCUUUCAUUUCUCUUUCAAGAAUUUCGCUGUUACUGUACUUUUUCCGGUCUCUGUCUUAUCUCUUCGCUCACUAUCUAUCCAAUAACCCAAAUAAGGAAAAACAAAAAGCAAAAAAAAAAAAAGCAAAAUCAAAUUCCACUGUCAACGUUCAUCAAUUCCUCAAAUGAACGCCUACAGUCUCCACAUUAAACCACCAUAUACCGAUCCUGUUCUCAUCCCCAAACACCCCAUCCUAAUAGUUCGCCAUUUCCGCCCCUACAGACGCCGUCGUAUCAAACGAAUCGCCACCAGGAAUCUCACGCUCAAAAGCAACUUAUUAGACCCUUUCCAGAAUUUCCUAUCUCAAUUUCCUUCCUCGAAUUCAAUCGAUUUCAUCCCGCCGGCCCUAGGUCUCGCUUCUGGUUUAACUCUAUAUCUUUCGCAAUUCAAGUCAAGUAAAUCUUCUACUACUUCAGAUAUUGGUGAGUGGAUUCUGUUCUCUAGUCCUACCCCGUUUAACCGUUUUGUAUUGCUGCGUUGUCCUUCGAUAUCUUUUGAAGGAGGUGAGUUAUUAGAGGAUUUGAAUGAGAGGUUAGUUGAAGAGGAAAGGCACUUUGUAAAACUGAAUAGUGGGAGGAUUCAGGUGAAAGACGGGGCCAGUGGUGGUUGUUUGGAAGAGAAAUUGGUGUAUCAGAGAGUUUGCUUGAGUACUGAGGAUGGUGGGGUUAUUUCGCUUGAUUGGCCAGCGAAUUUAGACCUGAGAGAGGAGCAUGGUUUGGAUACUACCCUUUUGCUUGUGCCUGGAACAGCUCAAGGGAGCAUGAGUGAGAAUGUUAGGUCUUUUGUAUGUGAAUCGCUUAGCCGAGGGUUUUUUCCGGUUGUUAUGAAUCCUAGAGGAUGUGCUGGUUCCCCACUCACCACUGCACGGUUAUUUACAGCUGCUGACAGCGAUGAUAUCUCCACAGCUGUACAGUUCAUCAAUAAGGCAAGGCCAUGGACAUCCCUGAUGGGUGUUGGCUGGGGAUAUGGUGCAAACAUGCUGACAAAGUAUCUGGCAGAAGUUGGCGAGAGAACGCCCCUUACAGCUGCCACAUGCAUUAAUAAUCCAUUUGAUUUGGAGGAGGCUACAAGAUGUUCUCCUUAUCACAUUGCCUUGGAUCAGAAACUCACUGUUGGGCUGAUAGAUAUCCUGAAAGCUAAUAAGGAACUAUUUCAAGGGAGAGCAAAAGGGUUUGAUGUGGAAAGGGCUUUAAUGGCAAAAUCUGUUCGUGAUUUCGAACAAGCAAUAUCUAUGGUAUCUUAUGGUUUUGAGGAAAUAGAAGAUUUCUAUUUAAAAUCUAGCACAAGGGCUGUGGUUGGGAAUGUUAAGAUUCCUGUUCUUUUUAUUCAGAAUGAUGAUGGCACAGUGCCGUUAUUUUCCAUUCCACGCAGUUCGAUUGCAGAAAAUCCAUUUACAAGUCUUCUUCUAUGCUCUUGUGUGUCAUCUAGUAUUAAUGCAAGUGGCAGAGCUGCUGUAUCCUGGUGCCAGAAUCUUACUGUUGAGUGGCUCUCAGCGGUGGAGCUUGGGCUCUUGAAGGGUCGCCAUCCUCUUCUGAAAGAUGUAGAUAUUUCAUUCAAUCCUGCAAAAGGUUUAACUCUUGUUGAAGGCAGGGCAUCUAGUAAAGGUAUCAAACUUGAUAAGUUCUUAGGUGCUGCUGCAACUGACGCUAAUGGGAUUCUUGAAGAUAACAAUACUUCCAUCAAAUCAAUAUCUGGACAACAUUCACACCAAAAUUUGGCAUUUGAAGAGCAUUUGCAAGUGGGAAAUGGUACAUUGAACCAGACUAGCUCCAUUAAUAAAGAAUUGGUUGAAGAGGAGGUAGCUGAUCCUGUAGAUACUGAAAGGGGUGAGGUGCUGCAAACAGCAGAGGUGGUAAUGAACAUGCUUGAUGUUACCAUGCCUGGUGUUCUAGAAGAAGAAGAAAAGAAGAAGGUCUUAACUGCUGUGGGUCAAGGAGAGACACUUAUGAAAGCUUUGCAAGAUGCUGUACCCGAAGAUGUUCGUGAAAAGCUUACAAUUGUUGCUUCAGGCAUUCUGCAUGCUCAACGCACAAACUUAAAACUUGAUCGACUUCUAGGCAUUGGUAAAAUUCCUGCUGUGUCAUCAGGGUUUAAGUCCAAUAUCCAGGAAAAGGGCAGAGGAGAAUCAACUGUUGAAUCUGUGCCUAAAGAUUCUCAUUCUUCUGAAGGGACAAAAAAGGAUGAUGAUGUGGCAGAUGUAUCUGUUAACAAUCAAUCUGGGUCAGACAAGUCUGUUACUGGGCUGGAGCCAGAGCUUUCUUCUUCAGAAAAUUUGCACAACUCAAGUGAUUCAGGACAGCCUCAAACAAUGAGCAGUCAACAAGGUGAUACUCACAGUUCUCCUAAGAAGGGCAUAAAUGUGUCAGGAAAUAAUCAUGAAAGUGAUGAACUUGUCAAAGAAAAAGCUACUUCAUCCUCUAGCAGCGGUGAAAAGGGAUUGGAAGCCAGCAGUAAGCAAAAUGUUUCCAGCCACACUGAAAAGGCUAGUGGCACUGAGGAAGCAAUUGUUGAUGAGCAUAAGGUGGACCAGAAUGGUGGAACCCCUCCACUAGAUAUAAAAAGCGAGAGUAACAACCAGAAAAAUGAAGAGAAAACGCCAAAUUCUUUGACCGACCAAAGUAAGAUAGUUUCAAGCAAUGCGACUGAAGAAGCAACUUCACCUGCAGGAUCCUCUCCUGACUCCCAACCAAUGGAAAGGGAUGGCAACGAUGAUCAGAAAAGGGAUAGCAAAACAUUGCAAGCUGUUCCUGACAAUAAUAAACUGACUGAAUCUGAUUCUAAUUCCCCUACAUUCAGUGUCGCACAGGCAUUAGAUGCCUUAACGGGAAUGGAUGAUUCCACCCAAGUGGCUGUUAACAGUGUUUUUGGUGUCAUAGAAGAGAUGAUAUCUCAGUUGGAAGAGGGGAAAGAUGAUGAAAAUAAACUCGAUGAUGUUGAGGCUGAAGAUGAAUCACUUGACUCUACACCUAGGAAGGAGCAUGGCACGGAUGACCGCAUAUUCAGAAUGAAUGGUGACAAUGACUUGACUAUGCAGCCUGAUAUUUCACAGGAUUCUCCUGUACAUAAGCACAUAGCGAAAGAUGUCAAUUCACAGAAUGUUGUGAGUACUGGAUGGGUAGAGGAAUCCACCGGUAAUCCUAUUUUGCACGGUGAGACUGGUACUAAUGUUGCCCAGAGAAAUACUUCCAGUAACUAUAAUGAAGGAAAUAAGAAUGUAUUAGUUGGUGGCAAGUAUUUGGCCGAUUAUGCUGAUAGACAUGUAAAUAGCAUUCCACUGUAUGUAACUGCAAAUCCAUAUGGGGACUAUCUACAGAAUGAAUAUUUGCGCAGAUAUCUUCUCUCAAAAGUACCAAAUGGAAAACCACUUGAUGUAGACUCAACUACCGCUCUGUUGCUUGACUAUUUCCCUGAAGAAGGUCAAUGGAAGCUUUUGGAGCAACCAGGAAAUAUCGGUGAAACUUUUCAAGAUGUUACCAAUCAUAAUGGUGCCAACAUAAUGGAUCAGGUCCAUUCACGUCCAAGUGUGAAUUAUCCAGACAACUACAUAGAACCGUCUUAUGUAGUAUUAGAUACUGAAAAACAACAAGAACCUGUUGGAGGAUAUGACAGAGUGGAUAAAUUUAAUGAAAAUGUUGAAAAUAGGAAUCAUAGAUUGGAAGAAGUGAUGCAGUUUGUGAAAUUUAUUAUAUUGGAUGCUCUGAGGGUUGAAAUUGAUCGCAAGCUAAGUGCAGAAAGCAUGAAAGAAAUGGAAUCUGACCUUGCUAGAGAUCUCGAGGAAGUGGCAAAUGCUGUGGCUUUGGCAAUUAGACAGGACAAGGGUAUGUUACGCUUGCAAGGUAAAAGCUCAAGCAUUGAACGUACUUCUGAAAAGGUUGGUACUCUGCAAGGAGAGCAUAUAGUUAGGGCCAUUUCUUCUGCUGUUCUGGACACUAGUUAUCUGAGAAGAGUGUUGCCAGUUGGUGUUGUUAUAGGCUCUAGCUUAGCUGCUCUGAGAAAAUAUUUUGAUGUAGGUACCAGGCAUGAUAAUGGCCUGACAUUCGAUGAACAAUCUAAAAUAUCUGGGGAAAAGCAUCUAGAUAAGUCCGGCAUAAAGAAAGGCGAUCAGAAGCUUACGAACAAAACUGAUCAAACUACUAACACAACAAGUAGAAGGAGCAGAGAAGGGGAAGAAUCUGAAUUGAAAUAUACAAAUAAAGACAGUGUCAUGGUUGGGGCUGUAACAGCGGCCCUUGGAGCAUCUGCUUUAUUGGUACAGCAGCAGAGUCCAGACCAAGGGAAGGAAACUGCAGAAAGUCCAUCGAAGUCCUUCAAGGAACAAGUAAAUCAUGUUAAGGCAGUUGACAAGGUAGAUGAAGUAAUGUCUGAGAAAACCCAGAAUAACAUAGUUGCUAGCUUUGCUGAGAAAGCUAUGUCUGUUGCUGGUCCAGUGGUGCCCAUGAAGGAAGAUGGUGAAGUGGAUCAAGAAAGGCUGGUUGCAAUGUUAGCAGAAUUGGGACAAAAGGGUGGCCUGCUGAGGCUGGUUGGUAAAGUCGCUUUGCUUUGGGCUGGCAUUCGUGGUGCGAUGAGUUUGACUGACAGGCUUAUCUCAUUUCUACGAAUGGCUGAGUGCCCCUUGUACCAGAGGAUUAUUGGGUUUUUGGGUAUGGUGCUUGUUUUAUGGUCUCCAGUCAUUGUUCCAUUGCUUCCAACACUUGUGCAGAGCUGGACGACAAGUAAUCCCUCCAGAUUUGCUGAGCUUGUUAGCAUUAUUGGUCUCUAUACAGCCGUUAUGAUUCUUGUUAUGCUAUGGGGCAGAAGAAUUCGAGGGUAUAAGGAUCCACUAGAGGAAUAUGGAUUGGAUUUGGCAAAACCGUCUAAGAUCCAAAAUUUUUUGCUGGGAUCCAUUGGAGGAGUCAUGCUUGUUUUGUCAAUACAGUCUGUCAAUGCUUUGGUGGGCUGUGUGAGUUUUUCGUUGCCUUCAAGUCAUCCUGCAUCUUCGUUAGAUGCCAUGGCAUUUUUGAGAGUAUGUGGCAAGGUAAUUAUGCUGGCUGGUCAAGCAAUCGUAACAGCCACUGGUGUCGCACUUGUUGAAGAACUGCUUUUUAGAUCAUGGUUGCCUGAAGAAAUUGCCAUUGAUCUCGGUUAUCACAAAGGAAUUAUCAUAUCAGGGCUAGCAUUCUCUCUUUUCCAGAGGUCACUGUGGUCAAUACCGGGGCUUUGGCUUUUAUCUUUAGCUCUGGCAGGAUUUCGGCAAAGAAGCCAAGGUAGCCUUUCCAUUCCAAUUGGAUUGCGUGCAGGGAUAAUGGCUUCAAGUUUUAUUUUGCAAACAAGCGGCCUAUUGACCUAUACAUCCAACUAUCCCCUGUGGGUAACGGGGACUCACCCAUUUCAACCUUUCAGCGGGAUAGUUGGUCUUGCAUUCUCUUCAUUGUUGGCAAUAAUCAUGUACCCGAGGCGGCCGCUAGAGAAAUGGGAAAAACCCGAAUAGGUCCCUUCAAUACUAAAGUAGAUUUUUUCAAGUAAUGGUUAAAGUUAGAAUUGGUCAGUAGCUCUUCUGUGGACGUGUAAUAUCAGAAUGACUCAGAGAGAGAAGUUUGAAAAAGAGGAGCUGCUGUUGUGUUGUUUGUAAACCCAAAUAUUUGAAAAACGGAUGGAUAUGGGUUCUCAUUAUUUAGGAGGAAAGGGAAAAUUACAAGGAAAUAAUAGAAAAGCAGGAGUCUCAUGUAUAGUUGAUGUAGCGGAUAAGUCUUGAUGUAUAGCUGGUAUAGAUCUCAAAGGCAGAGAGAGCAGAGCAUUUUUGCAAAUAGGAAAAUGAAUUGUACUUGUCAAGUUUUCAAUUUUGCUUGUCAAUACAUAAAACGGCUUCAAUUCUGAUUAUUGAACAUCUGCGUAAGAAUAUCUGAUUGAUGGUUUUAUUUUAAA
Messenger RNA from Jatropha curcas, 6177 nucleotides. Its product is annotated as alpha/beta-Hydrolases superfamily protein. NCBI's taxonomy places the organism in Eukaryota, Viridiplantae, Streptophyta, Magnoliopsida, Malpighiales, Euphorbiaceae. Gene Ontology annotation, molecular function: short-chain carboxylesterase activity; metalloendopeptidase activity; monoacylglycerol lipase activity. Gene Ontology annotation, biological process: lipid metabolic process; CAAX-box protein processing. Gene Ontology annotation, cellular component: membrane. The record is from RefSeq and is a predicted model, not a curated record.